GUAAAAGAAGAUUCCUGGUUUAUUGUUUCAUCUGCUUUUGGUAUUCAAGAAUUGACUCUGUUUCUUGUGUUCAGCUGGUAUGCUGAGUAGAUGCUGGAAGGGUGAGACUCAUGAAUUUUGAUCUUAAAUUUUGAUACAGGCACCAUUUGAGAUUUGCUGAAGAAUGAGCUCUUUAGGACUUGCUGCCUGUGGGCCCCAUAAGCAAGUCAUAAAUAUUUCUUCUUCAUGCUGCCUACCUGCUUCACGGCCAUGCUUCUCACCAAUCUAUGCUAUUCGAACUACUCGGAGUUGCCCAAGACUUGCUUUUAAUGCAUCCAGCUAUCGGAGAUCUAUGCCAGUUUGCUUGUUUGGUGGCAAAGAAAAUCCAGGGAAAGACAAUGAGGGUUCUCCAUGGAAAGCACUUGAGAAAGCUUGGGGUGGUUUAACAAAGAGACAGUCAAUGGAAGAUGUAUUGAAGGAGCAGAUCCGUAAAAGAGAAUUUGCUGAUGAGGGAGGUGGUGCAGGAAUUCCUCCAGGAGGUGGCAAUGAUGGUUUUGGUGGUUCAGAGGAUGAAAACUCUGAUGGUGUCUUGGAUGAAUUUAUUCAAGUAACUUUGGCUACCAUUGGUCUCAUCUUUCUGUACAUUUACAUCAUUGAUGGGGAGGAAUUGAUUCGGCUGGUAGGUGACUUCAUCAAGUAUGGCUUUUCAGGGAAGCAAAGUAAUCGUUUGAAGCAAACCAUGUACAUGUGGAGAAGAUUUUAUGAGAAGUUGACAAAGAAGGAUGAGGAGGUAGAUAGGUAUUGGUUGGAACGUGAAAUCCUCAAUACACCAACAUACUGGUAUGACCCCGGAGAGUUUAAGAACUACCUCAGGUCUCGUCUUGCAUCAUUAUCAUCGUCAUCGUCAUCGUCAUCGUCAUCAUCAUCAUCAUCAUCAUCAUCCUCCUCAUCUUAUUAUCAAUAGACCCUAGAUUUUGUUUAUUACUUGCUUUUUUCCUGUCAACCAUUUCAUUUAAACCAGGAAUUAUUCUGGCAGAAAUCUGAGUGCAUAGCUUCUAGAAUACCUAGUAAAUUUUGUAAUAGAGGGUCCAUGUUCCUACUUUGCGAAGAUGAACUUGGUCUACUGGUAAUGAAUUGCUAAAUUUUGUAUUUUGGAUAUUCUUGUAAGGCUUAGAUGGUCUUGUUAGUUUCUUGUUGACAAUCAAACCUGCAAGACUUACGAAGCACCCGCCAAUUGAUGGUGUCCUCUUGAUUGCAUGCGCUUUUGAUAAAUUUUUGGAUUUUUAUUUCUUGAUUAUAUAUGAUGGAAAUGGACCCUCUUUUCACUCUCAAA
Messenger RNA from Telopea speciosissima, 1312 nucleotides. RefSeq lists its product as uncharacterized. The coding region runs from base 164 to 943 and encodes 259 amino acids. The record is from RefSeq and is a predicted model, not a curated record. The transcript has 3 exons. Gene Ontology annotation, cellular component: chloroplast. NCBI's taxonomy places the organism in Eukaryota, Viridiplantae, Streptophyta, Magnoliopsida, Proteales, Proteaceae.